This is a messenger RNA of Tarenaya hassleriana, 1709 nucleotides long. RefSeq lists its product as uncharacterized. The transcript is spliced from 3 exons. The record is from RefSeq and is a predicted model, not a curated record. The coding region runs from base 167 to 1561 and encodes 464 amino acids. Lineage: Eukaryota; Viridiplantae; Streptophyta; Magnoliopsida; Brassicales; Cleomaceae.
GAGUGUGAUUGCUUCUGAAGAAGAUGAACUGAGCAAAUGGAUUCGUGAGAUUUGGUUCCAGAUUCUGCGGCGUUGGAUCCCGAAGCUAGUGACUCUUCCCACUUCGGGGCUUCGUUGGAAGAAGCAUAAAGUGUUGGAAGAAGCUGAGAUAUUGAGGUGGACGAUAAUGGCGACCACUGAGCAGAUCAGCCUUCUUCCUCUUCGGGAACGGAGGAAGAAGUGGGUCGGGUGCUUUAGAGCAUUGUCUUGUUUCGGUGCGAGAAAAGGAGAGAGGCGUAUUGUCCCGGCUGCCCGAAUUCCUGAUGGGAAUUCUGCAACAACUCAAUCAAAUGGACCUCAGGCUUCUGGAUUGAGCAAUCAAGCUACAUCUAUUCUGGCUCCACCCUCUUCCCCUGCCUCUUUCUCACAUUCUGCUGUCCCUUCAACGGUGCAAUCACCGAAUAACAUGCUGUCUUUAUCUGCUAACUCACUAGGUGGUCCGGUUUCCACAAUGUUUGCAACCGGCCCAUAUGCCCAUGAGAGCCAGUUGGUUUCACCUCCGGUUUUUUCAACUUUCACGACGGAGCCAUCUACUGCCCCUUUGACUCCCCCUCCUGAAUUAGCACACCUCACCACUCCCUCUUCUCCCGAUGUACCUUACGCCCGGUUCUUGACCUCUGCUUCUGAGCUUAAAAAUGCUGAGAAGACAAAUUACGUUUCUGUGAAUGACCUUCAGGCAACAUACUCACUGUAUCCUGGCUGUCCUGCAAGCAAUCUUAGGUCCCCAAUCUCGAAAACGGGCGGCUGUUUGUCCUCGUCCUUUCCUGACCGUGAGUUCCCGAGUCAAUGGGAUCCUUUGGCAUCCCCACGGACUGGUAAAUGCUCGAGGAGUGACUCUAGCAAUGCACAAACACCUGACACAAGCGGUACUCCAAAGGCUUCCGAGGGUCCAAACUUCUUUUGUCCUGCUACAUUUGCUAGAUACUACCUUGAUCACGAUGACCUGUUUUCUCAUACGGGCGGAAGACUUAGUGUUUCCAAAGAUUCGGAUGGAAACGAGCAGCAGCAUAGGCUAGCAAGAAACUUUUCCAAGCAAGAUAUGGAAGAACUAGAAGCAUACAGAGCUUCCUUUGGUUUCAGUGCAGAUGAAAUCAUUACUAAAAGCCAAUAUGUGGAGAUCACAGAUGUGAAUGAUGAUGACUCAUUCACCAUUAGACCGUUGACCUCGGAGGCACCUACAACACUCCGUGCCAGUGAGACUGCGUCACAAUGCGAAGAGCCAAAAUCAUAUGGACUGGAAACAACCUUGGCCCGGGGAGAAAGUGGUGGACCUGAUCCGGAGGAUAUAAGUCAUGACACACAAGAGCCUUUCGGCUCGUUCAAAGCAGAUCAGACGCCGUGGAGUGACCACGGAUCAAGCACACCGGGAAACGAGAAUGGUAUAUUCACAGAGUUAGGAUCGUCAAGAAAAAGCCGAAAAUACCGUGUGGGUGUUUGCAGUUCGGAUGCAGAAAUCGAUUAUAGAAGAGGUAGAAGGAUGAGCUUAAGAGAAGGCAAAGGAGACUUUGCCUGGCACGACUGAUUUAAAAACAAAACAAAAAAAACAAAACACUCAAUAUUGAAUCUAAGACAUAGGUUUCUCUUCUACUUCUACAUUAGUGAAAGCUUUUUGUUACUCGGUGUUCAGGUGAAUGUUAUAUGUUUUUAUAUAUAUAUAUUGUUGUGGAUCA